This is a messenger RNA of Sugiyamaella lignohabitans, 3120 nucleotides long. RefSeq names its product protein phosphatase regulator BUD14 (gene BUD14). The transcript has a single exon. Gene Ontology annotation, biological process: establishment or maintenance of actin cytoskeleton polarity. Gene Ontology annotation, cellular component: cell tip; microtubule cytoskeleton. Lineage: Eukaryota; Fungi; Ascomycota; Dipodascomycetes; Dipodascales; Trichomonascaceae. The record is from RefSeq and is a predicted model, not a curated record. Gene Ontology annotation, molecular function: protein binding. Bases 1 to 3120 code for a protein of 1039 amino acids.
AUGUCUAGCGAGAUUAUGGACGAUGAUGAUUUUGAUCAGUUAUCAUCAUCACCAUCUAUUCAUGAGGAAGAAAUUGAUUUUCAAUAUGUUUAUGCUCUGAGGACCUUUGUAGCCACAGAACAAGGUCAGGCAAAUGCAUUUAAAGGCGAUUCCAUGAUCCUGUUAAAUGAUACCAAUAGCUAUUGGUGGCUAGUAAGGAUAGUGAAAGAUUCCACUGUUGGGUUCUUACCAGCUGAACACAUCGAGACACCUUGGGAGAGACUAGCAAGGUUAAACAAGCACAGAAAUGGCGAACUUUGUAUGGUAAAUCCUAUGGAUCUUGCAGCCAGCGCCAAAGGUAACAAUCUGACGAGAAUGUUCAGUAAAGGAAAGAAAACAGAUAUGCCCCAUGGUCGCCAGGUUAAUACCGGUGAACACUCUGUCAAUAAGUUGUCCUCUAAAUCUGUCAGCUUCCAUAGUCAGUCAGUCUACGUUAGUGCAUCAGAGUAUGAGUACUCUGCCGACGAAGCAGAAGAUGAUGACCAUGAAGAGGCAGCUGAUGAUGAAGUAGCAGAUGACGAAGAUGAAGGAGAUGAGGGAACCCAAUCCAAAGUUGCUGCUAUCGAAAACCACGCUCAGUUUGGUAUUGACUCUGAAAACCACGAACAGCCCGAUCGAAAUGCCCUGAAAGUGCUUCACAAUGGAAUUAUUAUAGACAACGUUGACCGAACACCCAAAGAUCACAUUAAAGUGUCAGAUAGGUUGGAUCAUGGAGCCAGUCCCACUCAUCAAGAUAUCGAUACAGAUGCCACAGAUGAUGGGGUAGUGAUUGCCAAAUUUGGAGAUAAUCAACUACAUCAACAUAGGUAUUUACAACCUGAGCUCCAACAGACUGUUCCAUCUUUGUCCACAGAACAGGAACAGGGCCGGCAUCAUCUGCCUCAAGGAAACGCCGCCCAGCAGCAGCAGCAACAGCAAACGCGUGAACAACCACCAUUAGCUCGGUCAUCACUUGAAAAAGAUCAAAGCGGCAGUUCUCUUGAUAGCAGACCAGUUAGAUCAUCUAUAGAAUACCAACAAAACCGACCAUCCGUUGACCGGCCAUCUUUUGAUCAACACAACGGCCGUAAACCGUUAUUAAUCCAAAAGACUAGAGGCCGAGCUGGUUCUUACAGCUCAAAUAACUCUUCAGCAUCUUCAACUACUUCGUCUGGUACUGGCCUGCGAUCGUUCAUGAACAAGUUUCGGGCAGUUUCAAACAAUAGCAUUGUCGGUGAGGACCUAGGAGCUGCUAUUCUUUCGUACAAUGAUGCCAGUGGCACCAGGCAGCUUGCUGAUAUAGAUGAAAGAGCAAAAUCAGGUUUAUCUAAUCAUGAUUCUCUUGAUAGUGUUAGUGUUAGCUCUGCUUCGAAUUCGCCUUCAGAUAAGACAACCAAAAGAAGAUCUCUUAUUACAGCAAAGUCGUCUAUUGAACAGCUAUCUUUGCGCAAAAAGGCAACUAGCUCACCACAAAAGCAAGGAACUACUGAUCCUGUACAACAGCAAAGCUCUACAUUUGGCAGGCUUUUCAAGCGCAAAUCGAAACAAAAUCUAAUGGACAAGGAGUCCCAAAAAGCUAACAAACAGGCACUUGAAGAGCAGAAGCAAAAGCUGGAUUCGAUACAACAACAACUUGAGAAAAAACAUGACAAACAACAGAAUCCACAACAACCUCCAGUUCAAUUUGUACACAAGCCUGAAUUAGUGGUCGGAGAUAAGCGUUCAACUCGUAGCCUGGGAACUCUUGAACAACCCAAAUUCCAAGACCAAUCGUAUUAUGAUCCGCGGUUGGAGGAUGUGCCGCCAGUAGUUAGACCAUCUGGUCUAGCUGACACAAUGACACCCGGCUCUAGUGAUUCUAGCUCUACUAGACUGAUGUUGGCCAGCGCUGCCAGUUAUAGUUCGUCAAUAACUUCCCGUGAUUCAUUGGAGGAGGCUCCAUCUGCGGCCAAGAGCAUGCAUAGCCCAAUACCAGAGCAUCCCGAGCUGAACACUGGCCCCAGUAAUCAAUUAUAUACAGCACCUGGUGUGAGAACAUCUUUUCUUCAGCAUAGACCAAUCCAACCUGGUGUGCCUGUAUCCAAUGGAAAUAGUCCAUACCAUGUUCAACCACCAUUUACCCGUCCCCAAAUGAGGAAUGUAUCAGCAGCCUCUGCAAUUUCUGUCUCAUCAAUUCAGUCGGAGUCUCAUUUUCAAGUCAAAUCGCUGCCUCAGUCUCAGUCUCAUUCUCAGACACCAUCUCAUGUACAAUUUCAAUCUCGGCCACAGAGUACUCCAGCAAUCAACCGCAAUCCUGCAGUUUCUACCCAGCGCCAAGAUCACCGCUCCAGCCAGAUGUUGGCUUCUGCUGAGGUAGAGGCAAUUUUUAGACAGCAACCCCCAGCAGUGCAGCAUGAUGACUUGAAGUCAAACUCACCUGAUAAUCCCUAUAUAAUCAGUGACUCGGAAGAUGACCAGAAGGAUCCAGAAUCUGUUCCCAUUGCUAAUACUAGUCAUGAAUUGAACUCGAUGAACGCAACUUCUGGACCACAUGAUAUUAUUGUUGACAAUGAUAACGAUGAUUAUGAUUCGGAUGUCGUUGUUGUCGAUAGUAGAGAACACACUACCAGGGCUACUCCAAGCCCUACUCCAAGCCAACGCCCUCCGCCCUCACUAACUGCACGAGACGAAGAUGAAGAAUCACCUGGAUCGGACAGGAUAGAGACUCCGACAUUGGGUUACCAAGAACCUACACGCAUUAAUACUCACGAACCAUACUCGACGACUACUCCACUUGCCUUUAAACCCAAGUCGUCCCUUCAACCUAUACCACUACGCCCACCUUCCCCACCGAGCUACCAGUCCUCUGAACCACAUGUUCCCUCAACCCCACCGCUACGCAUGAAGUUAUCAGAUAAUCAAGGGCUAGCGACUCAAAAUUUGACUACUACUCAACUCCCUCUAACCCUCCAUCCGGACAUUAUGCCUAUCUAUCAGGAAACUAAUGAUCGUCUUGGCCGUCUUAGUAGUGUAAGUACAUUUCGUCACCUCAGUUAUUGCAGUUAUUGGACUAUACUAACAUGUUACAAGAAACUUGAUGCCCUUCUACAGGAUUAUUCAUGA